Messenger RNA from Prorocentrum cordatum, 708 nucleotides. The record is from the annotation of a GenBank genome assembly. Lineage: Eukaryota; Dinophyceae; Prorocentrales; Prorocentraceae.
AUGAAGCUCAACAUCGCCAACCCGACGACGGGGAUGCAGAAGCUUCUGGAGGUCGACGACGACAAGAAGCUGCUGCCCUUCUUUGACAAGCGCAUGUCCGUCGAGGUGGCGGGUGACUCCCUCGGCGACGAGUUCAAGGGCUACGUCUUCAAGAUCUCCGGCGGCAACGACAAGCAGGGGUUCCCGAUGAAGCAGGGCAUCCUCUGCAACCACCGCGUGCGCCUCCUGUUCAAGAAGGGGAUGUCCUGCUACCGGGAGCGCCGCGCCGGCUGCCGCAAGCGCAAGUCCGUCCGCGGCUGCGUGGUGGGCCCGGACCUGGCCGUCCUCGCGCUCACGCUGGUGAAGAAGGGCGCCGAGGAGAUCCCCGGGCUGACCGACGACCAGAAGCCGCGCAGGCUGGGCCCCAAGCGCGCGGCCAACAUCCGCAAGCUGUUCAACCUGGAGAAGAAGGACAACCCGUGCCACUUCGUGGUGCGCCGCGCGAUCGACCGCGGCGAGGGCAAGAAGCCGAAGUCCAAGGCCCCCCGCAUCCAGCGGCUGGUCACCCCCGCGAUGCUGCAGAGGAAGCGCUACUUCAAGGCCGCGACCCGCAAGAGGAUGGAGGCCGGCAAGGAGCUGAAGCAGCAGUACGCCAAGCGCCUCUCGGAGUACCAGAAGGAGAAGAAGGAGGCGCGUGCCGCCGAGGUCGCCAAGAAAAAGAAGGCCUGA